Molecule: messenger RNA, 1413 nt
Organism: Cicer arietinum (chickpea)
Lineage: Eukaryota; Viridiplantae; Streptophyta; Magnoliopsida; Fabales; Fabaceae
Source: RefSeq, a predicted model, not a curated record
AUGGCCUCUACUGAAUUCUUGGGCGAAGGUGCUUCUUUAGCUAGACCCCCUGCCUUUAAUGGGUUUGCUUAUAUUUACUGGAAAGAAAGAAUGCUUAUCUUUCUAGAGGCAAGUGGUCUUGACAUAUUAGAUGCAAUAGAAAAUGGUCCUUAUGUGCCUAGACUUGCUGGUACUGAUGGAUCAUUAAUCAAGAAACCAAGAUCUGAUUGGGUAUCAAAUUGCAAAACCGCCAAAGAAAUGUGGGAUACACUCCAAGAAACUCAUGAAGGCACAACUGAUGUCAAGAGGGCCAGAACUAACACUCUGAUGCAUGAAUAUGAACUCUUCAAUAUGAAGAAGGAUGAGUCAAUCAAUGACUCGCAGACACGGUUCACACAUGUCAUUAACAAUAUGAAUGCUCUAGGGAAAGUCACUGCAAUAGCUGAAUCAAAGGAUCUUGGAAGCAUGACCAUUGCCACCCUCUUUGGCAAGCUCAGAGAACAUGAAAUGGAGCUGCACCAGUUGAAAGAGUCAAAGCAAACUGAUCGGAAAAGGAAGGGACUAUCUCUGAAAGCUCAAGCUCAUAAAGUAAAAUCUGAACCAGAAACCUGUAUUGAUGAUUCCGAGAGUGAAAUUGAUGAAGAACCUGAAAUCGGAAUGCUGGUCAGAAAGUUCAAGAAAUAUUUGAAGAAGAAAGGAAACCAACCAAAGAAACCAUGCAAUUCAAGGACAAAAAGCUUCAGCAAGAAUGAGACAAAUGAUAGCAAGGUGAUAACCUGCUAUGAAUGUGGAAAAUCAGGCGACAUUAAAUCUGAAUAUUCAGAUAGCAAUGUAAGUACUACCUCUAAUCCCUCUUAUGAAGAAUUGCAUGAUGCUUUCAAUGAAUUGCAUGAUGAACAUAUUAAGGUAGUCAAACAAUUGAUUUGCACUAAGAAAGUGUUAGAAAAAGAGUGCAUGAUGUAUGAAGAAAUCAAAAAGGAUUAUAAGUUGCUUGAAGACAUGAAUGCACUUUUGAAAAAGAAAGCACAUGAUAGACUCACUAGUUUUAUUGAACUUGAAAGAAAGGUUGAAUCACUACAAUUUGAUUUAGCAAAAUUUACUAAUGGUAGAAACAACCUGAAUGUUCUACUUGGCAACCAAAAGAAUGCAAAUGAAAAAUCUGGAAUUGGCUAUAGACCAAAUAGGAAUGGUCAAAAGAAUCAUAAAUUUGUUGGAUUAAAGCCAAUUCAUGAUGUUUUCAUUAAACCAACUCAAAGUACAUCCUCUGCUUUUUCAUGCCAUUUUUGUUGCAAAAAGGGGCAUUUAUCUUUUGAUUGUAAACUGAAAAAGCUUGCUGACAAGGGAUUGAAACAAGUUUGGAGAGUAAAGAAACCUGUGAUUGAGACUAACCCUCAAGGACCCAAUCUAAAUUGGGUACCUAAAUCCAAAGUCUGA